CCUUCCUCACCUGGGUCUUCCCCUUCUCCUUCCUUCCCUCCCUCGCCCACUCCCCCUCCACCAUUCAGGGAGCCCCAAGCCCAACUCCGCAAAGCGAGGCAGCAGCAGCAGCAGCAGCAGGAGAGCCCCUUGGCAGCCGGAGGGGGACGGAAGAGGCAGAAGGGCAGCCAGGAGGGCACCCUCGAGAUCCGGUGAGUGACAUCAAGCCCUCAGCCAAGUCUACAUCCCUCAACACCUGCCUGUUUCUUGAGCCAGAUCUCUUUGUCAAGAGUGGGACAAAGCACUUACCUCUGGCCCUGGGCGAGGGCCCGUUUUCCUUGCUCAUCCCAUGGAGAAACAAAGAUGCAGUCUGAGAUUGAUUAAGACUCUCUGGAGUCUAGACUUUCAGACACAUGAAUUGCAAAGAGGUACCAGUGUCUGUUAGGGACAAGGCAUCAGAAAGGUCACUGUACCUAUCACUACAAACAUCUAAAUUUUCCCAGACUGACUUACAUCAAGGAGUAUCCAAGCAAGACCAUAUUCUGGAGGAAUAUGUGAAACUGAGGAUCUACUUGGCUGUGACUUAAGGAAGCACUGAUCCCACAGGUUCCCGCUGUGCAGGGAGGGAUGCUUAUUCUGCUCCAUGCCAUGAUCACCCCACUGCUCUCUGUCAUCCGUGCUGCCCCAAUCCCCAACACCAGUGCCCUCCAUAACAACACAGAUGUCUUCUGGUCUGAGAAUCCAGUACAGGACUGGGACCUCUUUUCUCCCCGUGUCACUCUUUCUCAUCGUGAACCUGAGGGACCUCCUUUGCUUUUCCUUAUGGAGGACUCCAAUGCCCAGACAGUGCAGACUGCUAACCAAACACUUAAGUCCAAACGGUCCCUGGACAGCUCUAUACGCCGGGGAGAGAUGUCGGUGUGUGACAGCGUCAACGUGUGGGUGACUGAUAAACGUACAGCUGUGGAUAUCCGUGGCAAAACUGUGACAGUGCUUUCAGAGGUCCAGACGCUUACGGGCCCGUUGAAGCAGUAUUUCUUUGAAACCAAAUGUAAUCCAGCUGGGGGCACGGUGGGUGGCUGCCGAGGUGUGGACCGACGCCACUGGAUCUCAGAGUGCAAGGCUAAACAGUCGUACGUAAGGGCCCUCACAGUGGAUUCUGACAAGAUUGUGGCCUGGCGUUGGAUCAGGAUUGACACCUCGUGUGUCUGCACCCUACUCACUCGCACGGGCCGGACGUAGGGAGGAAAGGAGGGGAUGUAGUGUGUGGUUUUCACGUUGGUUCAUCAAGACAUGUCCAACUCUCGAGGUUGUGCUCAUUCAUGGAUUGAUGUGUUUCCCUGGGCCAACAUGGCCAAGGAGUGUGUGCAGUAUUCUCGCUGGACAUGAGGAAGUGGUUGUGACCCUCCUGAUAAGGGCACUUGUCUGCAGUGCCUUCCUUCUCUUCAGCUCCAAUAAGUUUGGGGAUCUUAUAUUCACAGCGUACAUCACCAUGACUACAAUCUAUGGCCAUUUGUUGACUGGCGGAUGCUGGUAUAGUCAGGCAGCUUUUAUGGACUGGAAGGAGCAAUUUCUGUACUGGAUGGGAUAUGGCCUCAAAGACAUUGAUAGGUCCCUAGUGGUCAAAAGUGUCUUUGGACACUUGCUGUAGAGUCUUUCAGCCCUCUUGGCUUUCACUGCCUGUGCUCACCAAUUUUCCUUUUUACAGGCUUGCAAUGCAGAGUGGACCCUAGUUUUUGCUCCUCAGUCUCUAGGCUGCUAUAUCAGAAUCUUUCAAAUCACCUACUCUUGGAGAACCCUUUCCAUCUCAACACAUCUGCCAAGGAUUCCCACCAAGUGACAUAGGGAGUGGGGUUCUAGAGCAUGUUUUAGAGUGCAUUUUCUGUACACAUGAAAGCCACCUCUACUAGGCUUCAUUAUUGCCUUGUGCACAGUAAAUGUGUCCAGCAUUCCCUCUUAGCUGUGCAGUAGAGUGGGAAUCCAGUCAUUGUGAGAGGUUUGUCCACCAUUACCAACCUGUUAAUUGGAGAAUGGGAGACCGCUAACAAAUUCCUGAGCAAUCCUUGAAUUCUUUUGGAACACACUCUGGAGAAUCUGUGCAACGUGGUAUAGGUUUACUUCUGGUUUCCUUUCUUUUUUAUUCCAUUUGUUUUCCUCUCUUACAUAUUUAUUGCCUCCCUUCCCUCCCACUGCAGUCUGUGUCUCUGAUCCUGUUCUGUCAUUUUAAUUAUUAACUUAUUUGUGUACCUUCUCUAUGUGUGGGUAAUUUCUAGAAAAAUGUGUGUUUGGACACAGGGAGUGGAGUGGAGA
Messenger RNA from Sceloporus undulatus (fence lizard), 2289 nucleotides. It is a transcript of the gene NTF4, whose product is annotated as neurotrophin 4. The record is from RefSeq and is a predicted model, not a curated record. Bases 607 to 1221 code for a protein of 204 amino acids. Gene Ontology annotation, biological process: memory; neuron projection morphogenesis; negative regulation of neuron apoptotic process. Gene Ontology annotation, molecular function: nerve growth factor receptor binding; growth factor activity. NCBI's taxonomy places the organism in Eukaryota, Metazoa, Chordata, Lepidosauria, Squamata, Phrynosomatidae. The transcript is spliced from 3 exons.